UUGUCUGUGUUGUUGGUGCCGUCACCUGUCAAAACCUUGUCCCCAGCCAAGUGGCAGAUUCGCACCUGCCUUAGCGCUAGUCCUAAACAGUGGUAAACAGACCGCGCCUUUCCUCUUGGGAGCAGCCAACACCCCUGGAGCAGCCCACAUCACCAGCCAAACCCUUCACCGCAAAAUCAACAAUCCCAAUCUCAACGACUCCAUUGCCCGACAUCCUUCCUUCCAUCCACCACAACCUCUCCUUGUCUGCGGACUUCGACACUUCUUUUGCUUGCUCAAGCUCCUCCAACCGCAUUACAUCCUCCAUCAUCAACAAUCGCCAAAAUGCGUGAGAUUGUUCACCUCCAGACCGGCCAAUGCGGUAACCAAAUUGGUGCCGCCUUCUGGCAAACCAUCUCUGGCGAGCACGGCCUCGACAGCAACGGCGUCUACAAUGGCACUUCGGAGCUCCAGCUGGAGCGCAUGAGCGUCUACUUCAACGAGGCUUCCGGCAACAAGUACGUUCCACGCGCCGUCCUCGUCGAUCUCGAGCCCGGUACCAUGGAUGCCGUCCGCGCUGGCCCCUUCGGUCAGCUUUUCCGUCCUGACAACUUCGUCUUCGGCCAAUCCGGUGCCGGCAACAACUGGGCCAAGGGUCAUUACACUGAGGGUGCCGAGCUCGUCGACCAGGUCCUUGACGUCGUCCGUCGCGAGGCGGAGGGUUGCGACUGCCUCCAGGGCUUCCAGAUCACUCACUCGCUCGGCGGUGGUACCGGAGCUGGUAUGGGUACGCUGUUGAUCUCCAAGAUCCGCGAGGAGUUCCCCGACCGCAUGAUGGCCACCUUCUCGGUCAUGCCUUCCCCCAAGGUCUCUGACACCGUCGUCGAGCCGUACAACGCCACCCUCUCAGUCCAUCAGUUGGUUGAAAACUCGGACGAGACCUUCUGCAUUGACAACGAGGCUCUGUACGACAUCUGCAUGCGAACCCUCAAGCUGUCCAACCCCUCGUACGGUGACCUGAACCACCUGGUCUCCGCCGUCAUGUCGGGCGUCACCACUUGCCUGCGCUUCCCCGGUCAGCUCAACUCGGACCUUCGCAAGCUCGCCGUCAACAUGGUGCCCUUCCCUCGUCUGCAUUUCUUCAUGGUCGGCUUUGCUCCCCUCACCAGCCGUGGCGCCUACUCCUUCCGUGCCGUCACCGUCCCCGAGUUGACUCAGCAGAUGUUCGACCCCAAGAAUAUGAUGGCUGCUUCUGACUUCCGCAACGGUCGUUACUUGACCUGUUCUGCCAUCUUCCGUGGUAAGGUCUCCAUGAAGGAGGUCGAGGAUCAGAUGCGCAACGUUCAGAACAAGAACUCGUCCUACUUCGUCGAGUGGAUUCCCAACAACGUGCAGACGGCUCUGUGUUCCAUCCCCCCCCGUGGCCUUAAGAUGUCUUCGACUUUCGUCGGCAACUCCACCGCCAUCCAAGAACUCUUCAAGCGUGUCGGCGAGCAAUUCAGCGCCAUGUUCCGACGUAAGGCUUUCUUGCAUUGGUACACUGGUGAGGGUAUGGACGAGAUGGAGUUCACUGAAGCCGAGAGCAAUAUGAAUGAUCUCGUCAGCGAAUACCAGCAGUACCAGGAUGCCGGUGUUGAUGAGGAGGAGGAGGAGUACGAGGAGGAGGCCCCUAUGGAGGAGGAGGUUUAAACGCACGGAGCAGCUGAUACCCAGCAACGGUAUGCGCAUUGCCUGUGCAAUCUGGACGAGUGCUGGAUAUACCACAAGCCUCGUUCGCCGUUGUCUCAAGUCACAACGCCCCGCGUCCCCCUCCACCCUCCAACUCGACUUGGCCAACACACUUUUCUCACCUCGACCUUCAUUGCGGUGUUUAGUAAUGGAUUGAUCAGUUAUGGUCAAUUGAAGGUUCUACGGGGUGUUUAUUAGAUAUACCUCUACGGUGUGGAUCGCAUCACAGAAAGGAGACUUUAUUCAUUGCGUAGUAGUUACAAGAGU
Molecule: messenger RNA, 1974 nt
Organism: Pseudomassariella vexata
Lineage: Eukaryota; Fungi; Ascomycota; Sordariomycetes; Amphisphaeriales; Pseudomassariaceae
Product: beta tubulin
Exons: 5
Coding region: 325-1668 (447 amino acids)
Biological process (GO): mitotic cell cycle; microtubule cytoskeleton organization
Cellular component (GO): cytoplasm; microtubule
Molecular function (GO): GTP binding; GTPase activity; structural constituent of cytoskeleton
Source: RefSeq, a predicted model, not a curated record